AUGAUAAGUAAGCUCAGUCUCUAUCUCGAUAAUCACCAAUACGAGAAUGUGCCUUCUUUAAUAAAGAUCAUAAAGGAAAAACUCAAUAAUUUUGAUUCAGAGUUCAAAGGUUUAAAACUUACAUAUCUACCAGAAGUCUGUGCUUAUGAAAUUGAGUAUUUAUCUCAACAGAGACCGCUUAACAUCAAUCGCUUACGACAGCUUCAUCGUGAAAGUCUUCGUGUCUCAACAGUCUUGACCCAUCCACGUAUUUUAGGAAUUAUAAAGGAAUGUGGUGGAAGACUCAAAUUUUAUCGGGAUAACUUUGAAAAGGCCAGAUUGGACUUUUAUGAAGCUUUCAAAUGUUACGAUGAAGUUGGUUCACAACUGAAGAACCAAAUACUAAAGUAUGUUAUUCUAUGCAGCAUCGUGACAGACCACGAAGCCAAUCCCUUUGAAUCACAAGAGACCCAAGCAUAUACUCAGUUAUCGGAUUAUGAAAACUUGGUUGCACUUUAUGAUGCGUAUGAAUGUUUAAAUUUGAGGAGAUUGCAGGAAGUCAUUAAUGAUUUUAAGCUUAGUUCUGAUCCGUUAGCUAGUGACGAUAUCUUUUUGAAAUCUACUGCCUUAAUUCUUGAUAACUUAAAAUCAAAGAUCUUAGUUCGUAUUCUUAGCUCCUUCAAGUCAAUAAGCUUUGAUACUUUAACUAGACUUCUUGAAAUUGAAUUGAAUGAUUUAGAUAAGCGAAUCACUCAUUUAGUAAGUGAAGGGGUUAUAUUUGAUAUUAUGGUAGAUUAUGUGAGUAAGGUUAUUUUCACAGGGGUCACCUCAAACAAUAUAGUUACAGUUGACGCAUCAAGCGUUCUUACUAAUACUAAGAUUUUGGAUGGCUUGAAGUGGUUUGAGUUUUCUGAUUUCGUUAAGUCUAUGAAUCCUAAAAGUACAGAAAUGGUCACUUCGACAUUAUCAUGUAUUGUUUACACGUUUAGCGAUAGUGGUAUUUCUGAGCAACUUGAAGAAUGGUUGCGUGUAAUAGUUACUGGUAUACCUACCAAACGAAGAAAUGGUUUAAGUCAAAAAGACCAAGUGUUGUAUGAAUUGGCUGUUGAUUCCGCCAAUAAUAGAAAGGACGAUAAUAAUAAUAAUAAUAAUAAUAAUAAUAAUAAUAUAGAAGGUCAAAACUCAUCUAGAGCUUUAAAGAAUACCAAUGCAGGCAUUUUGGGAUCUGCUCUCACAAUGGAUGAUGAUGAAGAAGAAGAUCCAGAUCAAAACGAGGAUACUAUCAGUCCAGAUAAAGCAAUUAGAGAAUGGUGCAACGCGUUGAACGAUAUUCGUAGAGGCUUUUGA
This is a messenger RNA of Lizanozyma spartinae, 1326 nucleotides long. RefSeq lists its product as uncharacterized. Gene Ontology annotation, cellular component: COP9 signalosome. The record is from RefSeq and is a predicted model, not a curated record. Bases 1 to 1326 code for a protein of 441 amino acids. The transcript has a single exon. Gene Ontology annotation, biological process: protein deneddylation. Lineage: Eukaryota; Fungi; Ascomycota; Pichiomycetes; Serinales; Debaryomycetaceae.